Spirometra erinaceieuropaei is the source of this 5929-nucleotide messenger RNA. NCBI's taxonomy places the organism in Eukaryota, Metazoa, Platyhelminthes, Cestoda, Diphyllobothriidea, Diphyllobothriidae. The record is from the annotation of a GenBank genome assembly.
AUGCCCUUUGGUCUGAUGAACGCCACUCAAACCUUUCAGCGAUUCAUUGAUCAGGUUCUGCGAGGUCUCGACUUCGUCUACGCCUACAUUGAUGAUUUGCUAGUGGCUAGUUCUGACGCUGCUGAACACGAGAUUCAUCUUCGACAGCUCUUCGAACGGCUCGACUCCUACGGCGUUAUCAUCAAUGCCGCCAAAUGUGAGUUUUGGAGUCCCCAGUCUUAUCUUCCUUGGUCACGAAGUGAACUCAGAUGGGAUAAAGCCCGUCCCGGCAAACGUUUCGGCCAUAUCAACGUUCCCCGUCCCGACAACCAUCAGCCAACUACGCCGAUUCUUGGGGAUGGUGAACUACUAUCACCGUUUUCUUCCCCAUGGUGCCACCAUACUGCAGCCUCUCAACAGCUUGCUGACCCACUCCAAGAAGACACUAGUGAUGACCGAGGAGGCCGUCAGGUCCUUCAAUGACGUCAAGGCCGCACUUUCGGACGCAACAUUGCUUGCCCAUCCUCGCUCAGAUGCCCAACUAACUCUCAUGACAGACGCUUCCAGCACUGCCGUUGGUGCGUCACUGCAGCAAACUGUUCGUGGUGUUCUACAACCUCUGGUUUUCUUCUCGAAGAAGCUCAGCCCAGCAGAGACCCGCUACAGUGUCUUCGGCCGCGAACUCCUUGCCGUCUAUCUAUCUAUCCGGCACUUCCGCCAUUUCCUCGAGGGUCCUGAAUUUGUUGUUCUCACAGAUCACAAGCCACUAGUUUUUGCACUGAGGGCCUCUCCCGAUCGCUACUCGCCCCGUGAAAUUCGUCAUCUCGACUUCAUCUCACAGUUUUCCUGCGACAUCCAACAUGUCCACGGUAAGGAAAAUGUGGUUGCUGAUGCUCUUUCAAGAAUCGAGAUGGCUUCCAUCACAACAGACGUCAUAGACUUCACGCUCAUGGCUGAGGCUCAACGAUCGGAUGGCGAACUUCCCCAAUACCGCCACGAGAACUCUUCUUUACGCCUUCAAGAUGUCCCCCUUCCCACUGGCACAGGCACCAUCACGUGUGACCUUUCUACCGGACACGAACGUCCUUUUGUCCCUGCAACUUUACGACGACACGUGUUCAACGGCCUUCACACUCUAUCCCACCCUGGAGUCCGGGCGACAGUGAAACUCAUCACUGACCGAUUCGUCUGGCCCAACAUCAACCGGGAUGUACGGCGUUGGACCCGCUCCUGUCUACCAUGUCAACGAGCCAAAACGCAUCGGCAUACUAUUACUCCGCCAGGAACUUUCGCCACCCCUGAUGCACGCUUCAGUCAUGUACAUAUUGACCUGGUAGGUCCGCUGCCACCAUCUAACGGUUCUACCUAUAUGCUGACAUGUAUUGAUCGCUUUACUCGGUGACCGGUUGCUGCGCCCAUUCCGGACAUCAGUGCUGAAACCGUUGCGAAAGCUUUCUUGACUCAUUGGGUGUCCAAUUUUGGAGUUCCUGCGACUGUCACCACUGACCGCGGAUCCCAAUUCGAGUCCACGCUGUUUCGCGAACUCACAUCCCUUCUCGGUACCAACCGAAUCCGAACAACAGCGUACCACCCUCAAGCAAACGGUCUUAUCGAACGCCUCCAUCGACAGCUCAAGACUUCCCUUAUGGCCCAGCCCGAUCCUUCCCGAUGGUCUGAUCACCUUCCCCUGGUGCUGUUGUCCCUCCGUUCACUCUCAAGGCCGACAUCGGUUGCACUGCAGCUGAUCUUGUCUACGGAACCUCCCUACGACUGCCCGGUGAGUUAGUUUCUCCUUCAAACACGCUAACGUUUUUUGAACCUUGCAGUUAUGUGGAGCGACUACGUAGUGCCAUGCGCAAUCUCCGCGCAACGCCCCCUCGGGCGUCACCGGCCAAUUCCUUCAUCCCACCCGACCUGGAUAAGUGCGAUUUCGUCUGGGUUCGGCAUGACGCUGUCCGACGAUCACUCCAACCACCCUAUGACGGGCCGUAUAAAGUCCUUCGCCGAUCUGACAAAGAUGUUGUCAUCGACCGCAACGGCAAGACCGACACAGUCAGCAUUGAUCGCGUCAAGCCGGCCUACAUCGACGACAGUGACCAUUCCUCACCUCAACAACGCACCCCGCCUCAGACAGUGCGGCCUCCUCCACCUGCUGGCGACAGCCCCCCUCCGGUUCGCCACACACACGAUCUGGUCGUCACGUCCACUGGCCCGACAGGUUUGUGGCUGGCUAGCAUGUCGACGCCUUCACUUCGUUUGGUGUCUGGGGGGGAGUUGUAGCAGCCGCUCCAGCCCCCCUUUUCUCCGGCUCCGUUUUGUCGGUCGAUGGCCGUGACAAGCUGUUGACACACAGCCACCCCCGCCGGCUAACAUUCAGAUACCUCCGGUCCAACUUCAGUGACUGUCGGCUGACCUCACUAACUUUCAUCACCUCACGCGCAUCUAACGCCCUGGCUUGAUACCCGUGAGGCAUUGUGUGCAUGCGCCCCUAUUCCUCCCCUAAUUUGUCCAAUCACACGACCAACACUCAGCCAGUCACCCUUCCUGCUGACCCAGACGCACACCCGUGUAAACAACACACACACCGCGACUGACGCUCUCCCUGAAAGGACGCUUUUCUCUGUUGCAAGCAAAUCGCCAACUUACGGCAACCUGCCCUGUGUACAGAAUAAACUAGUCAUCACAGCUCCCUGACUUCUGUCGUUAGACGAAACGAACUUAUUGUGCGUGGUUUUAGUUGAUCUCACAUCCUUGACCGCCACAGGACUACCCCUUCCGUUAAUGCAGGAGCUAGUCAUCUUCAAACGACUGCUGAAAUAUUGCAGACAGUAGUUUGAACAGUUCAUUACAAUCGCAUGAAGUGCUAGUGCGGGAAUUCUAUCCGGGGCAAGGCGGUUUGGUAGAUUUCAGCCGGAGUAGUUAGGCCCUAACAAUGGUCGGUGAAAAAAGUGGCUCCUCGAUUAAGAAGAGUAGAGAGGGGGAAAAAGGGGAAGGAGACUACGAGGAGAGGUCGAUUGGUGAAUGGAUGGAUGGACAGAUACAGAACAAGUUUCUUGUGUGAAGGCGGACUGAAAGAGUUUAGAAAGGAGGAACGCUUUAACCUGAUCAUUGGUCUCCGUUGUUCCAUCUGAAAAUCUAACGGCAGGGAUCAGUUCCUAAGUCCUUUUAAUACGCAUAUAUAGCCGUAUAGAAUUUCCGGUUGCUCCAACGAAUUUUGCAGUAUGAUCAGUUCGAACUUCCUUCGCAGUUUGGAAGCCAACUUGUAGAAACGUUGCGUUAUUGCUCAUAGUACCGUAAGCCUUCUUAGGAGCCGGUUAUUAUGUAAUGCCGCCAAAGGCGUUUUUUAAAGAGGCCUCUGAGUCCGAGAUUAUCCAAUUUGGGCAGUUUGGGACUGUCUUUUUUUCUAGAGGACUGUUGGAAUAAAUAAUCUGUUUUUGUAUGGAACUGGAAUUAUUCAUAUUGUGCUUUGCUCUUCCAUGUAGUUCAGUCUCCCUUGAUACUGCUGCCGCUUCUGUCCUCAUGAGAGAUUAGUCCCCUUUCCAUACGUUUUCUCCCACCUAUCAGGCGGAAUCGGUUUUUAAAAUACUGAGUACUCGAAGUAGGGCGUGAUGUGAUCUCUUGACCCCAACGCUGGAUGGGACUGCAGGUCUAGCAAAUUUUCCUCCUCUCGGGUAACAGUAAGGUCAAGGCAGUUUGGCUGUUGUUAUUCCAUGGCCCGUGGGUCAAAGGUUACGUCUUGGCAGAGAAGUAUGAUCGUUGCCCAUUGUAGUAAUUUGUGAUUAAAGUUGUCUUGCGGCCUUUGUCUAGUCAAAGUUUGCCAAUCAGUGUCAGGGGCGUUGAAAUACUCAACGCUAUGUACAUUUUUCUUUUCACUGGCUUUGUGCAGUUCAGCUAUGAGCAUGAGAUCCUGGGCAGAAGUCUGCAUAGGUGAACGAUACACCAGUGAAUGCGUCAGUGAUCGAAUAUUCUUAACGGAUAUGGUAGUGCUCAACAGUUGUACAUCCCGUUUAAGACUAUGUACAACAGCCAUAGCGGUCAACUUACAGGUGAUAUAAAUUACGACUCCUCAUGAUCCUCGGCUUAGCCUGUUUCUCUGCGAUAUCUCAGCGAUUUCUUCAGUAAGCCAGGUUUGCGUGAAAGCCACAAUAUCUGACUUAAUUUAAUCAAUUAAGUCUCUUCAUUCGUCCAGUUUGUUGCAGAGGCUUUGUACACUUGCGGAAAUAAACUUCAAUUAUUGAUUUAUCGGAGAGACCCAGGCUUCACUGUGACAGGUUUUAACCACAGGAAGGUCUAGCUGGUCUGUACUAUUUGUCCAUUUUUGAUCUUCAGCCCAUUCUCUCCUCUGCCUAUUCUCUCCUUCAGUUCGGAUAUCAGUGCUCUCAUUUUCAGUCUUUCCCUCGGUUCGUAAUCUGGUUGAAAAAACACUUCCUUUUACCGAGUUGAGUAAGGCCGUCCCGCAUUCUAACAGAAGCGGUGCUCGGACUUCAUCUUCGAAAAUAAAUUUUAGGGGUCUUGAGGAUGUUUUUAGGUAAGCUUUGCCUAGUAGGAAAGCGUAUUUUAUGAUUAUGAUUUUCACAUCCUUCUGGACGGCACUGGUGUAUUGAUGAAUAAGGUCUGGGACGUGCAUCACCCGUCCCUUCGGAAUGCACGACGCGGACUCUGAGACACUUCUUAUUAUAAUAUUUUGCUUACUACUUAUAUAAGAGCUCAUUAUUGUUCCCUUCGCGCUAGGACGAUAUAGCGUCAGUGUAGUGCUCCUGACGGAUGAUGGCUCAUCAAAAUUAGACUGAUUUUCGUCCGUCGCGGUUCUGGGUCCUCUAAUCUUCCUUUUUGCAUUAAUGAUAUUUCGACUAUACUCAGACAUUCACAAAGUGUUAUUUAAGCUUAUGACCUCAAUUGUGUUUACUCAUAUCCUAAGGACUCCGCAAAUGUUUGUAUUGAAAAAAUAAAUGCCGAUUUACCACGCUUCAGCAGGAUGGGGUUCGACAUGGCAGGUAGAAUUUUUAUCAUCCAGGUGUAAUUUCAUGUCUUUUGGUCCUGCAAGCUUUCUGGUCGCAUAAUUUUUCUGAAUAAUCCACUUUCAGGAUGGUUCACCACAAAGGAUCGAGGUUUAAGUCAAACAAAUAAACUUGCUUCAUCGCCUCAUGCAGAUAGAAUCUCUGCCAAAGUCGCGCAGAUAUGUAGAUUCCUAUCACAUUAUUUUUACCUUCCGGAAAUGAGGCUAAGACUUUAAAAAAUGUUUAUUCUUCUAGUCCUCGAUGGCUACUGUCUUUUCUUUGGUUUAAUGAAUGCCUAUGACCGUAAUAAGAUCGAAAAAUUUUCAGAGGGUUUUCACCCGGAAACUGUUCUCCAAGUCGCAUUUAGCACUUCUUUUACUCGGAGAUGUCAGCUGGCGAACAUUAAGAUUUUGUGGGUUAGGAGACUAAAAGCUGUCCUUUGUUUCUUUUUUCGUAUUUACUCGAGCUCCAGUCUUCCACUCACUGACAAUCUCACUUCGAGAGAUCGGUCAUAUACCACGCGCAACUCCUGCAUGGGGAUUCCGCCGCCUCUUUACACUACAUCUAAGCGCUCCUUCUUUUUGCCUACAAAAAUGCCUUCCUUUAGAAUAAUCUUCCGCCAGAAAUUAGGUUAUUGCCUAAGUUACUGGUAUUCAAGUCGAAAGUACUCAAACACCUUACACUAAAAGUAUAAAGGCCCUUUAGCGGUCUCAUUCGCGAACACUCAACUUCUUGACAUCGAGAAUGGUCCUCCUGAGAUUAAAUGGUACAUCAGGCGGAAACCUUCACUUAUAUCUUUUCAACCCCCUGUCUUAAAUUGGUUACUAAAUCCACUGCUACCACUCUUUUCCCAUAGCGACGAUUUCGCGGUCCUUGAUGCCAUCUCCCUCAUUUCGACCCCAAGCGGUCUGUCGACGCUCACGGCGGAAGCCUCAGUAUUUGCUGUCUACUAG